AUGCUUAAAGGCAGAGACAACGACACUGGUCCAAUCGAGAAAGAAGGGAACUUGAUGAAGAACUCAGAUUUCGAAGAAGAAGAAGAGAACGAAGACAAUGUCGCUUUGCUCGCGUUCAACAUUUGGCGUUCUUCUCCGGGAAAAGAAGAACAAAAUCAAAUCUCUUCGAACCCAUCAGAGGUUGCUGCCCCCAAUACAGAGUUCCAGCCCUUUAGAGAAGAAUUAGAAGUUGGCAUUUCAAGAAUAGAGAUUUUUUCUAAUAAAACUGAGCAACAGAGAUGCUCCAAGUCUGUGAAGUUCAUUCUUCAGUUAUACAGAGACAAGAACUUGUGGGCUUAUUUUCUCGCAUUCUGUGGACAAAUAUCAUCUUAUAGGGAUAAUAACAAGGGGGAUGAUAUACCUUCAGCUCGCGACAUAAGGGAUGAAUUUCAAUAUCGAGAACAACACGCUCACCGUUACUCUGGAACUGCCAAAAAGCAUUUCUUGGCCAAUUCGGGAACCGAAAAUGAGGUCAACCUACUACUGACCGACAGUCGCUUCACCGAUUGGCAUAUGAAACUCCUAAUCCCUCAAGAUUCUAGUACAGAGUGGGUUAUAACUGGAUGGAAAGACUUUUUUUCUGCUCAAAACUCAGAAGAUUUGGGCUUGAUUAGCUUCUACAUACCUUCCUGUCCUGAUCAUAACAAGCACUACCUCAUUGACUCACUUAAAAUACGGAGCAUGCAAAUGGAGAAGCAGAGAAGACUGCAAAACCAACCAGAGUUGAGGAUUGAUGCUCAAGGGGGGUAUAUGAAUACUAUGUUGAAGAGAGCCUGUCAAACACUUGGUGUUCCAAACAAUAUGGCUUCUGAAAGAGAAGGCCAUAAGGGCAGAGGUACUAAUAGCAGAAAGAGCCCCAUAACUCGCUCAGACGAUGAUUUCAUAGGCAAUAGCUACGAGGGGAAUGAAACUGCUGCUGGUCACAGUCCAGGAAACUCUUCCUUUCGCAAGCACUUGACUAGGUCUGAUGUUCGGUGCGGUUCUCUCUAUGUUCCUGGCGAAGUUUCAGAACAGCAUUUCCCAAGUCCAAAGCCACCCGAAAAGGGUUACGAGGAGGAGACGAUUCUUAACGUUCUUGACCAUCAAAACAAGACUUGGGUGAUGACAUUCAAACGAUAUCCAAAACGUUGUUUGAUUGGUGGCAACUGGGGAGAGUUUGUUAGAAGACAUCGUUUGGAAGCUAAGGAUGAGAUCAUCUUUUCCAAAGUUGAGCACCACCAGGCUUCAGAUGGGAAGCACUACUUAAUUCGAUUCAAGAAAAACAGCAACGCAGCGGCCAGUGGAUCUUAGGCAAAGAAGGACAAGGGGUCUCCCAUUUCUGUUACCGGAUUUUAGUUGACGAAAUUGAAGUGGAACAAGUCUUUUAUGAGAUAAUCAGUAUUUGGGAGGAAA
Messenger RNA from Rhododendron vialii, 1431 nucleotides. RefSeq lists its product as uncharacterized. Bases 1 to 1329 code for a protein of 442 amino acids. Gene Ontology annotation, molecular function: DNA-binding transcription factor activity; DNA binding. NCBI's taxonomy places the organism in Eukaryota, Viridiplantae, Streptophyta, Magnoliopsida, Ericales, Ericaceae. The transcript has 6 exons. The record is from RefSeq and is a predicted model, not a curated record.